Messenger RNA from Cuscuta europaea, 17384 nucleotides. The record is from the annotation of a GenBank genome assembly. NCBI's taxonomy places the organism in Eukaryota, Viridiplantae, Streptophyta, Magnoliopsida, Solanales, Convolvulaceae.
AUUUAAAUGAAUGAAAAUAAAAUGAUUAAACAACUAACAGAAAAGUGAUUGAGAAUUUAGCAAGAGAAAAGAUAGUCCAGGAUGUGUAAUGGUUCACAAUCGGCAAGAAGACAUUCAGGGAUGGAAAGUGGUAAGCCUACCACGAAAUCCAUAGUCACAUGUUCCCACUUCCAUUCAGGGAUGGAAAGUGGCAGCAAUAAGCCCGUUGGAUGCUGAUGUUCUGCCUUAACUUGUUGACAAGUAAGGCACCGACUGAUGUACUCUGCUAUUUCCCUCUUCAUACUAGACCACCAGUAGCUUUCUUUCAGAUCCAUGUACAUCUUCGUGCCUCCCGGGUGCAUAGCGUACGCCGAUGAAUGAGCCUACUCUAGAAUGGACUUUCGGAGCUCAUCAUUAGAUGGUACACACACUCGAUCACGGAAUAACAAGAGACCAUCAUCUCUCUCACGGAAAUCCUCUACCGGCCCCGCUAGCAUGCGUUCUAGAACCUUCUUGAGCUCAUGCGUUCUAGAAAAAGAGUAUCACCCAGGUGCAUCCUCCAAAUUCAGAGCAUUUCUACACUCUAAUAGGUCUUUCAUCAGGUAACUAACAGGUUCCCUACUACCCGUCGUCUCAUGUGGAUAGCACACACAGUUAAAGUCCCCCAUUUUCACCCAAGGAAUGGUGAUACUCUGGCCAAUAACAUUAAUGUGAUCCCAUAAUUCCUUUCUUUCACUUACUGUGUACAAAGCAUAGACACGAGUAGCAAAGAAAGAAAACUGUGAUGUCAAACACUUUAUUCUACAAUGAAUGUAUUGUUGUCCAACCUCCAAUGUCUCACAAUGAUUUUACCCGGAUCCCAAAGAAUAUCGAUUCUUCCUCCUCCUCUCAGAUUAAAGUUGUUCCCGCUCUUCCAACUUCUUAAGUUUGUGUUAACAAACCUUUCCAGCUUGUCUUCUGUAGCCAAUCUAGUUUCCAUAAGACAACAAAAAGUAAUAUUAUUUUUCCUAAUAUAAUCAAUAAUAGUACUAUGUCUUGAGGCCCUAUUUAGGCCUCUAAUAUUCCAAGAUAACAACUUCAUUUAAAACGAGACAAAGAAGUUCGUCCUCCUCCAUUUUCCCCUCUCCCAUUUCUAAUUGCAUUUUGUUUAGACCCCUUCUGUCCAGCCUGCUCCUUAUUCCCUGGGUUAGGUUUUAGGAUCAUUAUAUGUAUCCCUUCGUUAGUUUUUAUUUUAUUAGUCUUCUAAAGAUUUCCACUGUCCACUAUGUUAUUCUUUUCACCUUUUUCUCUUUGUGUCUCCGCUCUGUUUCCUUGUUUUGUUGCUCCUUUUGCACACUAUGACUUUUUAUGCCCCCAUUAACCACACUAUGACUUUCUUCAUCAACUCUAAUGUGGAUCGUUGCGCUUACCGCUACACUAAAAGCAAUCGCUGAUGUGAAGCACGCUCCUCCCCCUUUAUAGAACAAGCGAAGCGCCACGAGGUCCGAUUGCACCGGCAGGCUGGCUGUUGCUGGCACCGCAUACCCGUGGCCCAACAAUCUCCCCCCAGCACCUGCCAGCCUACAACUGCGCAGCAUGCUGUUGUCGGGGGUCGAACCCGUGACCUUGGCUCUGAUACCACUUGUGGAUCAUUGCGCUUACCGCUACACUAAAAGCAAUCGCUGAUAGUGAAGCACGCUCCUCCCCCUUUAUAGCACAAGCGAAGCGCCACGCGGUCCGAUUGCACUGGCAGGCUGGCUGUUGCUGGCACCGCAUACCCGCGGCCCAACAUCUAACCUCCUCGUUUGAUACUUGUGGUUCUUCAAUUUCCACACUCUUGUCUAAGUGCUCUGAAUUAGAAGUUUCAGUGAUAAGCUCCUUUAUGAACUUUCUCUUUGCUUUUUUGUCUUUCCUUUUCCAUAUCUUCUCUCUUCUUUGUUUCUAGUUCAUGAAGGACAGUGCAAGUAAAGGGGUGGUGGCCAAUUUUUUUGCAAUGGAAGAAAAAAUUUGGGAAGGUUUCAUAUAUUACAUAUUGGGUGAAAUAUUUUCCAGAUUUGAGCUUAAGUUUGACUGACAGUGGUGGAGGUUUGGAUAUGUCCACCUCAAUCAACACUUUUGCGUAGUCCAAUUUGGUUCUUUCAAAAGUUACUCUGUCUAUAUAGAUAGGCAGUCCAACUUUAGAAGCAAUCUUACUAAUCUUAUCGUCCUUCCUACAUUCCAUAGGUAGUCUAGGGAAUUUAAUCCAGAGAGGUAACUUAAGAAAUUCUUCAUCGUCAAAUGAGAAGUCCUCAGACAAUUCUUUAAUACUUCAUAUGGUCCCUCUAUUAGUACCUUAGAUCUAUCUUCCUCCGUUUUAAACUGGAACACCAACCAGCCCCUGGAAUGAGGUAGGAUUUUGCAUCUAACUCCCCACUGUUCAAUAAGGUUGUUAACAGCCUUCAUCCCGGGAAAUCUUCCUGUAAAAAAACCCACCAAACAAUAUCCCCACAUUUCAAUCAUGUUCACUGGUUCGUCCAAACUAAAGUCCACAUAGUCUCCUUCGGUGGGAAUAAACUUUAGCUUCAUUCCUCUUGAUGGAGCUCGAUUAUCUUUGAACAACCCUACCCAUGAAGGUUUAUUAGCUUUCUUCUCAAUGUUUGGUUCAGAAUUUAAAUCAAACAUGUGGUGUGCACUAUUAAUCUUAGUUCCUCCAAAUUGUAUUAGAGUAGAAACGAUGUUCUCGUCAGCUUGUAUCUCUUCUAGGCUUUCUAAUUUUCCCUCUUCAUUUCUUUCUUUUUCAUCUCUUUCCAUUUCAUCAGUCACCUUCUCCUUGCCAACAUUUUUGGAUGUUGAAACCUCCACAGAAGGUGCCUUUGUUCCCUUCCCAUUUUUCCUGCCCUUUCCCAUGGUAGUUGGGACAAAGGAGAACUUUUUAAAUGCCAGUGUUACCAAUGAUUGUAGACAAUGUAAUUGUAACUUUUAUUAGACAGUUUAGUGGGGAAAACCAUAGUACUUUUAUUCCACAUCGGUCGAUUGUGGAUAAUGUAAUUGUAGCUUUUGAAACUAUCCCAACAUUUGAAACGGAAGUGUUAUGGGAGAGAAGGUGUUAGGAAUAUUUUAUGGUGUCCAAUCUAAUUAAAUAUCUUUGUAUUUGUGUAGUUAUUAGUUAAACGUGUAAUAUGGGCCAUAAAUGUAUAUCAGCCCAUUAGCUUCUUUGUAUUCCAUAAGUUAGCCAACUUCUCCUCUAAAAGGAGGCUAACUUAUGGAAACCCUAAGGAUCGAAAAGGUUUGAGACUUCAAGAGGUAGAGUCGAGAUAGAGAGAUAGGUUUUCCGCUGCUCUCCUUCUCGAGAGAGAGCAGCGGCCAUGUUCACGGUAUACCAGAUUUGGUUUCAUCUCGAUAUCUUUCUAUCUGCUUCUUCUUUAUCUGUUAUGGUUGUUUGAUUGUUAAAGAACAUGGACUAUCAGAAGGUUGUGUGGCUUUAAAGCUUGAUAUGAGUAAGGCUUACGACCGAGUUAAUUGGGCUUUUUUGAAAGAUAUAAUGUUCCGGAUGGAUUUUGAUAGGAGGUGGGUUCACAAUAUUAUGGAAUGUGUGACAUCAAUGAGUUACUACAUACAAUUUGAUAAAGGGUGUUAUGUAUUAUGGUAGGGGACUAUGGUAGGGAGAUCCUAUCUGCACCUUAUCUCUUCAUUCUGGUGGCGGAAGAGUUGAGCGCAAUGUUGAGGAGUGCGGAAGCAACAUUUUAUAUUCAUGGAGCGGCUUUUUUUAGGGGAGCACCGCAUGUGUCCCACUUGUUAUUUGCGGAUGACAACUUUUUAUUUGCGGAUGGGAGCUCUUAUGUAAAUCAAAAUGUGCUUGGGUUUUAGAAAGGUACGGAAUUUAAUCUAGCAAUGUUGGUGAAACAGGUGUGGAAACAUGUGACAGAGUCGGGUGGCCUAAUGAGUCCAGUGCUUAAAGCACAAUAUUAUCCAAAUUUCAAGUUUUUGGAGGCACGUUUGGAGAGUAAUCCGUCUUUUAUUUGGUGGAACAUUUUUUAAACUCCAUCGAUCUUAAAGACUAAUUUUAGAAGAUGGUGGUACUGGGAGAGAUGUUCAGGUUCGGUUGCCGGGGUAGGGAACGGGAAGAAUGCAAUCGGCUAGACGAAUAAUAGUAAUGACUUCACGCAAAUAGAAAAACGUACUAGUAAAUUAGGUUACGGUCCGUGUCACGCCCCGAACCUAUCCGGACACAUCAACAACCCGCCGUACAAUACGAAUAGUCAACCGCAGUCUAACACAUCCAUAUUAUACAACGCAUCUCGAAUAUCAUUCACACAUAAGUCAUCCAUAAACAUACAUAAUUAGCAAUUCAAUACGCAGCGGAAAACAUAGUUUGAAAACAAAUGCCACACGAGGCAAACAUGAGCACACAGACUCUAUAGUGAAAAAAUAACCAUGAGCAUGUUCAUAAAUGUUCAAAAAUAGAAUGGAGAAGCACGAACCAAGUCUUCUCUCCAAGAUGUUCACCCGAUCGACGAGCACACGUAGCAAGCUCUAGCCUCAACCUUAAAUGGUGGUGGGACGCCCCUCGAAAGGGGGUCAGUACUCUAUACAGCUAAAGUACUGGUGUGGAUGGCAUCUAAUAGAUAUACAACAAGUAUUAUAUUUCAAACACAAGACCCUCAAAUACGGUGAUAAUAUAAUCUAGGCCGUUACCCCAAGUUACCCCUUUUAAAAAUAUACUUACUUCAUGUAUAAACCCAAUACCUCGUGACUACCAGUAACGACAAUUCAUAAGGUCCAACCCUAACACAUAUGUUUGCAUUUCUAGAGUCCAACUCAAGUACAUCACCAUGCAAAUCAUAUGACACAUGUUAAUUACUCCACCGUGCAUUUCUAGAGUCCAACUCAAGUACAUCACCAUGCACACCAUAGGCUACAGCCUCAAAUCUCUCAUGCAUUUCUAGAGUCCAACUCAAGUACAUCACCAUGCAUGUCAUCAAUCACAACACCUUGUCUACCCAUGCACUUCUAGAUUCCAAUUCAAGCACAUCACUGUGCCGUGGCAUAGACUCAAUUCCUAAGAAAACAUAUGCCUAGAAUUGAGAUAUCAAAAAUCUAUUUUGGGACAUCCUUACGGACUGCCCAUAACAUGAUCGUAGCUUCAUACCAAAUCAAUUAAGUCACUUGAAUCACAUUCAAGCACAUCACUUACAAUCAAAUUCUUAGAUUCAAUUCCUUGACAAUUACAAACAAUCAUUAACUAGUAAUUCAAUACUAUUAAGAUUAUUCUUAUAAAUCAAAUAUUCUACUUGUAAGUACCUACAUAUCUAGAGAUAUGUAACAGCAACUUAAGUAUCCAAUGUAAUACAUACAUAUUCAUUUAUGUAUCUACACAAUUCACACAUGAGUAAAAAUGCCUAUUUUACGUAAUAGUUCAUUUAACUCCAUUUUUAUCAAUAUGAUUCCAUAUCAUUUCCAAUUCCAUUCCUUAUCAAAUAUAUCCAUAUUUCAUCAAUAAUCAAUCUUCAUAAUCCAUGAAAAACAUGAUUUAUGCAUUUAGGUAAUCUCAUGCUUAACCUACAAGUUGUAAGCAACUAGAUGUCGAUUCUCACCUCAAAUGAGCUUUAAACCUUUCCUUCUCAAUCCAAUGCUCAAUGCUUCGGCCUAGGAAGUUUGAAAACUGAUUCCUUGCUUAGAAAUGAUUGUUAGACAGACUCCUCAAGGUGGUAGCUCAACUCGUAACCGAUGAUACGAAAACAACCCCUAGAAUGAGUGUUUUCCGGCGAAAUCGUUCCUAACCUUUCAAGGUUUGUUCUAGGUUAGCAUCUAACAAUUACUUCAAUAUAGUAACCUUAUAAGGAAAAUAUUAUACACUUUAAAUAGUGUAUAAUAGCUCCACCAAUCGUUCAUAUCAGUUAGAUAAUGAAAAGGAAGAUUUUGGGUUCAAACUUACUAUGAAUACAAAAACGUAUUCAGCGAGGUAUCGUUUUCCUUCGAUGAUUUGGAGGCCUUAAACUGGUCUGUUCUCUACAAACAGAACGUCUACUGAUUCCGUAUCUUUAGAUCUUUCUGUAUACACCUCACAUGCCUUAUUUGGAUGAGUGUAGCUCGAGAUAUGGCCCAGACAAGCAACUCUACGCACUGGAAAAUAUCCCUGCGGCCAGAAUCCUCUCCAAGGAGAAACUUUCAGGAAUACCUCGUCAUCAACCUUAAACUCUAAGGUUCUCCUGUGCCGCUUUGAGUCUCUCUCGAAUCAACUUCACCUUUGACUUGGUGAUCUCAACCAACUUAGUACUCUCGAGUUUGGCCAUGCCAACCUUAUCCCAGCAUAACGGUGUACGACACCUCCUCCCAUACAAUGCUUUGUAUGGAGGCAUGCCGAUACUUGCCUGAUAACUGUUGUUAUAGGCAAACUCCACGAGUGCUAAGUGGUUGUCCCAACUUCCUUGAAACUCUAACACACAAUCCCUCAACAUAUCUUCUAAGAUCUGUAUAACUCUUUCAGACUGCCCAUCCAUCUGUGGAUGGAAAGCAGUACUGAAGUUCAACCUCGUUCCCAUAGACUCUUGAAAUUUUGGCCAAAAAUGUGACGUGAAUCAUGGGUCUCUAUCGGAUAUGAUGGUCACCGGAACACCAUGUAACCUCACGAUCUCGUCCGUAUACAAUUUGGCUAACCUCUCAAGUGGGUAGGUGGUGUUGAUAGGUAAAAAGUGUGCACUCUUCAUGAGCCUAUCAACAACAACCCAAACUGCAUCAUUGUUCCUGAUCGUCCGUGGUAAGCCUACCACGAAAUCCAUAGUCACAUGUUCCCACUUCCAUUCAGGGAUGGAAAGUGGCUGCAAUAAGCCCGCUGGAUGCUGAUGUUCUGCCUUAACUUGUUGACAAGUAAGGCACCGACUGAUGUACUCUGCUAUUUUCCUUCUUCAUACUAGACCACCAGUAGCUUUCUUUCAGAUCCAUGUACAUCUUCGUGCCUCCCGGGUGCAUAGCGUACGCCGAUGAAUGAGCCUACUCUAGAAUGGACUUUCGGAGCUCAUCAUUAGAUGGUACACACACUCGAUCACGGAAUAACAAGAGACCAUCAUCUCUCUCACGGAAAUCCUCUACCGGCCCCGCUAGCAUGCGUUCUAGAACCUUCUUGAGCUCAUCGUCUAGUUUCUGUCCCUUCUUGAUCUGAUCAAGUAAGGUAGGUCUCACCUUAAAUCUCGCCACCAAGGCACCAUUAGUAGAUACUUCCAGUUGAGCUCUCAAUGCUCUCAAGUUGGUUAUCAAUGCCCUUGAUGAACUCUUCCGACUAAGGGCAUCAGCCUCAACAUUUGCUUUCCGUGGAUAGUAAUCAAUCACUAGGUGGUAGUCCUUUAUCAACUCCAUCCACCGUCGUUGUCUCAUGUUUAACUCUUUCUGAGUAAACACAUACUUCAAACUCUUGUGGUCAGUGUAUAUGUGACAUGUCUCUCCGUAGAGAUAAUGCCUCCAUAUCUUUAGUGCAAAAACCACCGCUCCCAAUUCUAAGUCAUGAGUAGGAUAAUUUACCUCGUGUUUCUUCAACUGCCGUGAAGCGUAGGCAAUCAACCUCCCAUUCUGCAUCAAUACACAUCCAAGUCCUUCGAUGCUCGCAUCGCUAUAGACAUUGUACCACAUACCUUGUUUUGGUAAGGCGAGUACCAGUGCCUUAGUUAACCUCUUCUUCAGUUCUAAGAAUCCCCUCUCACAUCAGUCAUCCCAUACGAACUUGGCCUCUUUUCGAGUGAGCUUCAUCAAUGGUGUUGAGGUUAAUUCGCCGCAGCCCGGAAGUUCAACACCCUUUCCGGGAGGGUUUCAUGGUUAUGGGGUGAUAAUAAAAUAUAAACAAUGAUUUUUACGUGGAAACCCGGAAAGGGAGAAAACCACGGAACUGUUUAGGCUAAUGUCCAAGCCCGCUCCUUUUAUUAGUGCUCUCCUUACCAAUACAUUAUACAAGCUCCAUUAAUGGAGGAUUCAAGCUAACUAUAGAGAAGGAGGAAGAAGAGAGGGAUCCUUAAUAAGGAGGGGAAUCCUCCUAUUAAUAGAGGAAAUGGGGAGGGGUGCUCCACCCUAACGGGCCGAGUGUGCCGAAACGGACCUCUUGGGCCUAGGUGGGCCGAAUGGGCAGAAAUGGGCCCAAAGGCCGAAAUAGGCCUGAUAGGCUAAAAUGGGCCUUACUGAUUGGGCUCCGUACUACGUAAAGUCUUGAGCUCCUGAACAGUAAUAGGUCGGGAUGAUAUAUCCCAACACAAGUCCUCCAGUUUCUUGAGUAGUGAGUGUGCGAAUCUGUUCGAGAAAAUAUACUCUUGCCUGCGCUCUUCCUCUGUCUUGCUGGAAACUGAGUCUUCGAAUAAUCAUAAUAUAUGGGUGGGUGUCUGCCCCUCUGAAUAUACCCUGCUGAUGAGGCGCUCCCCUUCCGACGGGGUCGGGCAAGGGAUGCUCUUCCCCGGACACUCUCCCUCUGAAUGUACUAGAUGGGAGUAGAGGACUCUGACUCGAGCUUUCCAAUGGAGAAGCUUAGAGGUCCCUGUACAAUAUAAGCCGACGACACGGAACUGGUUCGAUAUGAUGUACAUGUAUGUAUGGAUGUAUGAGAGAUGAUGCUUGAAUGUAUGAAUGCAUGUGAUGUAUGAGUGACAUGUAUGAGAGAUGGCAUGUAAGAUGUGAUACAAAGCGGUGAAUGUCAUCGGUAAACCGGGCAUGACGGCGCUGAGGGGCCGAGCGUGCUGCAUAAGACGUUCCUUGCCACAGCAUGGUCUUACUUUGCCGAGAUAUGGUCUUACUUUGCCAUGUUGUGGUCUUACGUCGAACAAGAACCAGACACGAAUGGCGCGGAGGGGCCGUUCAUGCUACAUAAGACGUUCGUCGUCCCCCCGGAUGGUAUGGACGAGCUAAACAUGAACUAGACACGAUGGCGUUCAGGGGCCGAUCGUGCUGCAUAAGAUGGCGGUCGUCACCCUGGAAGGUAUGGACGAGCCCGACCAUGAACUGGGUACGACGGCGCUGAGGGGUCGAUCGUACUGCAUAAGACGGUGGUCCCCAUCCUGGAAGGAAUGGGUGAGCCGACCGUGAACUGGACACGAUGGCGCUGAGGAGCCGAUCGUGCUGCAUAAGAUGGUGGUCAGCAUCCUGGAAGGAAUGGAUGAGCCGACCGUGAACUGGACACGAUGGCGCUGAGGAGCCGAUCGAGCUGCAUAAGAUGGAUGUCCCCAUCCUGGAAGGAAUGGGUGAGCCGACCGUGAACUGGACACGAUGGUGCUGAGGAGCCGAUCGUGCUGCAAAAGAUGGUGGUCCCCAUCCUGGAAGGAAUGGGUGAGUCGACCGUGAACUGGAUACGAUGGCGCUGAGGGGCCGAUCGUACUGCAUAAGACGGUGGUCCCCAUCGUGGAAGGAAUGUACGAGCCGAUCGUGAACUGGAUAUGAUGGCGCUGAGGGGCCGAUCGUACUGCAUAAGAUGGUGGUCCCCAUCGUGGAAGGAAUGUACGAGCCGAUCGUGAACUGGAUAUGAUGGCGCUGAGGGGCCGAUGGUACUGCAUAAGACGGUGGUCCCCAUCCUGGAAGGAAUGGGUGAGCCGACCGUGAACUGGAUGGAUACGAUGGCGCUGAGGGGCCGAUCGUACUGCAUAAGACGGUGGUCCUCAUCGUGGAAGAAAUGUACGAGCCAACCAUGAUUUGGAUACGAUGGCGCUGAGGGGCCGAUCGUGCUGCAUAAGACGGUCGUCGCCAUCCUGGAAGGGAUGGGCGAGCCGAACCGUGAAGUGGACACGAUGGCGCUGAGGGAUCGAUCGUGCUGUAUAAGACGGUGGUCGCCAUCGUGGAAGGAAUGGGCGAGCCGAACUGGACACGAUGGCGCUGAGGGGCUGAUCGUGCUGCAUAAGACGGUCAUCGCCAUCCUGGAAGGGAUGGGCGAGCCGAACCGUGAAGUGGACACGAAGGCGCUGAGGGGCCGAUCGUGCUACAUAAGAUGGUCGUCGCCAUCCUGGAAGGGAUGGGCGAGCCAAACCGUGAAGUGGACACGAUGGCGUUGAGGGGCCGAUCGUGCUGCAUAAGACGGUCGUCGCCAUCCUAGAAGGAAUGUACGAGCCGACCAUGAACCGGAUACGAUGGCGCUGAGGGGCCGAUCGUGCUGCAUAAGACGGUCGUCACCAUCCUGGAAAGGAUGGACGAGCCGAACCGUGAAGUGGACACGAUGGUGCUGAGGGGCCGAUCGUGCUGCAUAAGACGGUGGUCGCCAUCCUGGAAGGAAUGGGCGAGCCAAACCGUGAACUGGACACGAUGGCGCUGAGGGGCCGAUCGUGCUGCAUAAGACGGUCGUCGCCAUCCUGGAAGGGAUGGGCGAGCCGAACGGUGAAGUGGACACGAUGGCGCUGAGGGGCCGAUCGUGCUGCAUAAGACGGUGGUCGCCAUCCUGGAAGGAAUGGGCGAGCCGAACCGUGAAGUGGACACGAUGGUGCUGAGGGGCCAAUCGUGCUGCAUAAGACGGUGGUCGCCAUCCUGGAAGGAAUGUACGAGGUGACCGUGAACUGUACACGAUGGCGCUGAGGGGCCAAUCAUGCUGCAUAAGACGGUCGUCGCCAUCCUAGAAGGAAUGUACGAGCCAUCCGUGAACUGUACACGAUGGCGCUGAGGGGCCGAUCGUGCUACAUAAGAAGGUCGUCGCCAUCCUGGAAGGAAUGUACGAGCCGACCGUGAACUGUACAAGAUGGCGUUGAGGGGCCGAUCGUGCUGCAUAAGACGGUCGUCGCCAUCCUGGAAGGAAUGUACGAGCCGAUCGUGAACUGGACACGAUGAUGCUGAGGGGCCGAUCGUGCUGCAUAAGACGGUCGUCGCCAUCCUGGAAGGGAUGGGCGAGCCGAACCGUGAAGUGGACACGAUGGCGCUGAGGGGCCGAUCGUACUGCAAAAGAUGGUCGUCCUCAUCUGCUCGUUGUACCUAGCUCAUUCUCUCUCUUUUUUUGGAUCUUCAAGGGUGGGGAUGCUCGUCUCCAAGCCCUCGGCCUCUGGAGUGGAAAUGCUCGUCUCCAGGCCCUCGUCCUCUGGAGUGGAAAUGCUUGUCUCCAGGCCCUCGGCCUCUGGAGUGGAAAUGCUCGUCUCUAGGCCCUCGGACUCUGGAGUGGAAAUGCUCGUCUCCAAGCGCUCGGGUCCUCUGGAAUGGAAAUGCUCGUCUCCAGGCCCUCGGGUCCUCUGGAAUGGAAAAGUUUUGAUCCCUUUAGGAGUUCUUUUAUUUGAUCCAUCUUGGGAUUCUUUUAUCUCUUCGGUUCAUCACCCGCUCCUCGUCGUACCCGCUCGUCUAGCCUGGUCCGUUGGACCCUGAGCCGAGUGUAGCCAACGUAGUUAGUGAAUGAACGGCCUUUCCCCCUUCUCCGGGGAUUUUUCUCUUUCUUCUUUUUGUGAUCCUUCUUUAGAUUCUUUUAUUUGAUCCUUCUUUAGAUUCUUUUAUCUCUUCAUUCCAUCACCCGCUCCUCGUCGUACCCGCUCGUCUAGCUCGGUCCUUUGGACCCUGAGCCGAGCGUAGCCAACGUAGUCAGUGAAGGAACGACCUUUCCCUCUUCACCAGGGAUUUCUCUCUUUCUUCUUUUUGUGAUCCUUCUCUAGAUUCUUUUAUUUGAUCCUUCUUUGGAUUCUUUUAUCUCUUUGUUCCCUGGAUUCUUUUAUCUGAUCCUUCUUUGGAUUCUUUUAUAUGAUCCUUCUUUGGAUUCUUUAAUCUUUUCCUUCUCUGGAUUCUUUUAUCUGAUCCUUCUUUGGAUUCUUUUAUUUGAUCCUUCUUUGGAUUCUUUUAUCUCUUCGUUCCAUCACCCGCUCCUCGUCGUACCCGCUCGUCUAGUUCGGUCCUUUGGACCCUGAGCCGAGCGUAGCCAACGUAGUCAGUGAAGGAACGGACUUUCCCCCUUCUCCGGGGAUUUCUCUCUUUCUUCUUUUUGUGAUCCUUCUCUAGAUUCUUUUAUUUGAUCCUUCUUUGGAUUCUUUUAUUUCUUCGUUCCCUGGAUUCUUUUAUCUGAUCCUUCUUUGGAUUCUUUUAUCUGAUCCUUCUUUGGAUUCUUUUAUCUCUUCCUUCUCUGGUUUCUUUUAUCUGAUCCUUCUUUGGAUUCUUUUAUCUUUUCGUUCCAUCACCCGCUCCUCGUCGUACCCGCUCGUCUAGCCCGAUCCUUUGGAUCCUGAGCCUAACGUAGCCAACGUAGUCGGUGAGGAACGGCCUUCUCUCCUUUGGGGAUUCCCCAAUGCCCCUUUAAUUUUUUUUGAGGGGUCUUUGUAUAUGAUGAUGGCACUGUACCAGGGGGUCUAUGGCCAUAUAAAGGUGUCGACAUUGGGAGCCGAUUUGAAAGAAUAAGUCAACGGUCCUCAUCCGCGAGGAGCGGGGACAAGGCCGCCUUUCGAAUAUGAUGAUGGCACCGUACCGAGGGGUCGGUGGCCAUGAACUGAUGUCGGCGCUGGGGCCGAUCUGAAAUAAUAAAUCAACGGUCCUUAUUCACGAGGAGCGGGGAUAAGGCCGGUCUUCUAAUAUGAUGGUACCGUACCAGGGGGUCGAUGGCCAUUGAUGGAGUAUAUGGCCCGGGAACCCCCGGUCCACAGACUUCUACUACUUCAAUAAAGGCCCAAUAGGCCCAGGAAGCACAACAGGCCCAAAUCACAGCGCCCAGACUACCAAGCGGCCACAGUGCGCACCAGGGGUGCCUUCGGCCCCCUGGCCGAAGGCUCUGAUUCUCACAGGAGGGUCAAAUCAGGAAAACAAAGUUACUGGGAGAAAACGGCGAAAAUCAGCAGCCCUCGGCACUUGGAGCCCUCGGCACUAAGGAGGUCCCCAAUGCUCAGAGCCCUCGGCUAAUCAUCUACAGCCGAGGGCGCCUUUCCGACAUAAUAUCCGCUCCACAUGCGCAUGGAUCACCGUACCAAGUACGACGUCACAUCCAACAGCCGCAUUAAAUGCGGCCACAUGCGAUUGCCAGCGCCAACCAGUUGAGGUGACCCCUCGGCCAAUGGAUGCUUGACACGUGUCCCUGUCUGGCAUUUAUUGCUACUAUAAAUAGCACCCCAUUUCCCUGUUGUAAACCACGCUCAAAAAAGCCUUAACGUACAUAUUAAAUACACUUUCUCUCUCUUACUUGCUCUGACUUCUCUCUAGUUAUUCCCCGUAAUAACCCCUCGGAUAGAUACCCCCCCGGGUACACAUAUCCAUCAUUUGGUGCUCUCGUUGAGAGGUCGAACAAUCAAGUAAGAAACCCUCCCCCUCGUCAAACACAAAACACCUAGCUAAAAUGGUGAGAACAACUCGUGCCAACUCCAAGAACGUUGAGGACAGGAACCUGGCCCUCGGCGAAGUCGACGUCCCCGAAGCCUCUAAUAGGGCUCCCGGGGGCGGCGUCAUCGCCGGGUUGGAUCAGACGGCUGUCGACCUACGCCAUCAGAUUCAAUAGAAUGCCCCCGAUGCCCGCCUCGGCAUCGAGGCCAAGAAAAAGGACUGGAGCGAGAACCAAAUUAGCCCUUCGGUCAUCACAAUCGACGUACAAUCGGCGUUUUCCGCCUUCAUCCAGACGCUCACCCAGAACCCGGGUGCCUUCGGCACUUUGGUUCCCCUCCAACCUCAGGUCGGGGAGAAUAUUAUGCCUCCCCCUCAUCCACACCCCCUCGGGAAUCCGGUCCUCCGGAUUGGGAACGCCGAGGGGGUCGUGGCCCAAGAUACGGCUUCCCAGGAAGUCCAGUCCCGGGACCGCCACAACGUGAAUAAAGAACAACUCCGGACCUCCGCCCUCGAGAGACUCGGAGGGGCGCAAGACCGCCGAGGGGUCCAAGACCGCCUUGGGGGGAAGGCAUUCCAGAGGCCUCAGGAAUGUGGCGGAUCUGUCUCUAGAGCCAAUGAAAGGUGUCCCCCUCAGGACAAAGGAAAGGCACCUCUCCAUGCCAACGACGCCCGCCACCAAAUCAACCAGGCCCACUCGGCCCGCGUCCAUUCGCAGGGGGCGGAGGCCCUCCCGAAGGACCCCCGGGACGAAAUAAUUGCGGCCCUCCAGCGCCGGCUCGACUAGAUGGAGGCCACCAAAGCACACGCCACCACUUCUGCCCCUCAUACAGACCUCAAGUAUGAGGCGAUGUUGACAAAUAUGGAGGAAAUGCAGAAGAAGAUAGCUGAGGGCUCCGGGGAACCCACCAUACAGCUCCAGACCCGGACGCCAUUUACCCUAAGGGUAUUGGCGGCUCGGAUCCCGGAAAAAUACUGAGGGCAGCUCAUCAAGCCCUACGAUGGAAAGACUGACCCCCAAGAGCACUACAGCAGGUACCAAAACAGCAUGAUGAUGGUGGGGGCAUCGGAUGAAUAUUUGUGCCGCUGGUUCCCUCUCCGCCUUAGAGGGGCCGGCUUACGAAUGGUUCAAUCGAUUGCUCGAGGACUGCAUUGACUCAUGGCAAGAACUCGCCCAGCGAUUCUUGACGCAAUUUGCGGGAAGGCGCCGCACAAGAAAACACUUCUCCCACUUGCUGACAGUGAGGCAGAGGAAGGAGGAGACCCUUCGGGACUUCUUGGAACGUUGGAGAACGGAGGCUGAUAAAGUUGAUGGCGCUGACGACGGGACCCUCCUGGCCCUCCUCCAAACGGUACUCCGCCCCGGGAACUUCUCGAGGAGCCUCAUCAUCGAACCCCCCGACGAUUAUAUAAGGGCCCUACAGCGGGGCACCGGUACGCCGAAGUCGAGGAGGUGGAGAAAUGGCACCACGUCCCGGAUCAGCGACGCCCUCGGCCAGAUGACAAAGGUAACCGGGGGCCGGGGGCUCCCCGCAAUCAUCCCAAGGAUUCUGCCUCCUCCGCUGAUCGCCCCCGGCAUGGCCAAGCCAAGCCCGGGGGAGGCUACAAGGGGAACCCGAGGGCUUGGGCACAGCCUGUUCUCCUGGAGCACCCUCAGACACCUUUGACGCACCCCGUCAGCGUCAUUCUUGAUUUCGCCGAGUAGAGGGGCCUGGUGGAGCGAGAUUCCCGCGCACCCCCGGAAGUAUAUGCCAUCAAUCCAAACUACCCCUACUGUCGCUUCCACCGACAUCAGGGGCACAGAACCAAUGACUGCCAUCAGCUGAAGGCGGCCAUCGAAAAAUUAAUACAAGCGGGCCAUUUGUCCCAAUUUAUUCAAGGCCCUCAGCAACAGGGCCCCCCUCACCAAGGGCCACCCCGACGGCAAACUGCGAGAGCAAAUGCAUGGGUAAACCCCAACACCACCCCCCCUCGGCAAGAAGAGGGAGAUUGGGAACUUGGAAGAGGAGGAGGAGGAGUACCCCCAGUACCAAGAAAAGAAGCGCCACAUCCUCAUGAUCACUGGGGGCAAUACCGGGGGUGACUCUACAAGUCAACGAAAGAAGUGGGCUCAGUCGCUUUACGUGGGGGAAGUCACUCAUAUGCCCCCAGUAAAGCGGCUGAGGGAGGAACCCAUCACCUUCACUAACGCUGAUCUCUCCCCAGUGUCCUCCCCACACAGGGAUGCCCUUGUCAUCCGCACAGAGAUCAGUGACACUAUAAUUCACCGAACUUACGUUGACACGGGCAGCUCCGUCAAUGUAAUGUACCUCAGUACUGUGACACUCCAAAAAUUUAAAAAAAAAUAAAAAUAGAAUGUAAUACUUAAGAAUUUGGUUAUUUUAUUUUAUGUUUCGGGACGAAACAUCUUUUAAGGAGGGUAGAAUGUUACACUCCUUAAAAAAAAAGAUAUUUAAAUAAAAAUAAAAAUAAUUUUUAUCAGUCAGAUAAAAUUUUACGGGAAUGGCAUUUUAAUUAUUAAGUGAGUCAAACAAAAAUUGAACAGUUGUCACAUUCUAAUCAGAUAAAAAAAAAUCGAAGUUUAUGACGUUUUAGUCAGAUAAAAAUACUUCAAUUAUAGAAGUAACAUUUUUAUGAUAAUUAUGUAAGUCACAUUUUAUAAAUAUUAAACACUUAAUAAUAGGUGUACAAUUAUUUAUUAUACACAUGCAUAAAAAUACAUACUAAGUAAUAAAAAAUUAGAAUACAAAACUUACUACUACUAUAAAAUACGAAUAUAGAUAAAAGCCUACUAUACCUACAAAACCAUUCAUAAGUCAAUUAUUAAGAUGUAUGAAUACUUAAGAUUUAAGAACGGAUGGAUCUGAACUAAGAAAAACUUAAGGUUCCUAGUCCUCGUUGAAUAAAACUCCUUCGGCUGGCAAUAAGCUUCCUACGAAGAGUAAACUACGUACAAAGAUAAGAUCGAAGCUGCGGAAGAAGUUGUUCAAGUUAAACACAAACUCUAACCUAUCUACCCUCGACCUACACUAUAAAUAGCCGCCAUGCCUGCGUUUUCUUUUCACGUCCAAGCUAAGCCGAUCAAUAUAUACAUAUAUACGUAUAUAUAUCUAUAUGUGCAGAAAUUUCUACCCUUCGUUAUAACCCAAAACCGAAGCCAAAACUCACAUAAAAACAUUCUCCUUCGUGAGACGAAUCCAACGGAGAAAGAAUCGUUGAAAACGGUCGUGAAACGAGAGAGAUAUCGCUCGCCGGAGUUGCAAGUUGUGGAAGCGGGUCUUUAUAAAAAGCAGAUAUUUUGCCGUAGAUAGGGGUGGAGGAGCUUCGUCUCGCCGCAAGGAUCAUUUUGCAACUUGAAUCGUCGAAAUCCGUUAUCUGUAAGUCAAGUUAUAGCUCGCCGGAGUUUUCUAGUUUCCGGCGAAGUCACCGGAAUCGACCUGGAGAAGAUGACCCAGUUGUCUGGGUCAGAACUCUUGGGCCGGGUCGGUUUAAUGGGCCAGUUCGGCCCAGUUUUAAUAAAAAUUAAAAAUAAAAUAGUAAAUCAAAUAUAUAAAAUCUGGAAAAAUAUAAAUUAAAUACCUAGUAUAAAUAUACAUAUUCGGAGCAACCAUAAUUGAAAAAUAAUAUUUUUAACUAUUUUUAAUUGAUUUAAUUUUAAUUGGGCCAAUUUAUACACAUUUAGUAAAUAAUUAACUAAAUAACGAAAAUAAUUAUGAAAUAAAUAUUGGAGUAAACUAUGAUAAAUAUAUGACUAAAUAGAACCUUAUGGACCAUUUAUAAUUAAUAAAAAUAAAGAUUUAGUAUAUUUAAUUGUAAUUGAACCGGUUAUUAGAUAUAUGAAAUUAAAGGAAUAAUUAUGGAAAAUAAUUAUAAAAUAGAUAUCUGGACAACCUAGGUCAAAUAUAGACCCUAAAUAUAGUUAUAAACGGUUAUUAAUUUAUAAAGUCGACUCUUAGUCUAUUUAUUUAAAUUAGGCCAUAUAAAACUAGUUAAGUAAUUAAAUAAGGAAAUAUUUAUAUUAAUGGUGAAAUAAAUAAAUCACUGAGAUUGAAAAAUAAUAUUCUGGACUAAAAAUAAUGUUGGAAAAAAAUAAGGAAAAUAAAAUAAGGUUGGGUUAGCUAGCAUAAAUAAUUGACUAUAUGUAGACUUAAUAAAUAACUUAGUUAUGUAAUUAGUGGACUAAUUCAAUUAAUAAUUUUUAUAAUUUAUUAUUAGAUAUUAGGACUUCA